This is a messenger RNA of Staurois parvus, 432 nucleotides long. Lineage: Eukaryota; Metazoa; Chordata; Amphibia; Anura; Ranidae. The record is from the annotation of a GenBank genome assembly.
AUGGGAGUUCAUCUGAACGGAAGAUAUAUUCUACUGGUCCUUGCUGUGCAGCUAGCUUACCUGGUGCAGGCGGUGAAGGCAGCAGGCAAGUGUGAUGCGGUCUUUAAGGGCUUCUCAAAGUGUAUGCUCACGAUGGGCGAUCAGAUCGAAGCCUACUCGCAGGGCGUGGACGAAGAGAAAAACCUCAACACCAUUUGCUCAUACUGGAAUGAAUUUCACGGCUGUGCUGUCACAGUGCUCGCAGAUUGUCAUGAAGGGGCGGCAGACAUGUGGGAGAAACUGAAAAAGGAUUCCAAAAAACUCAACAUUGAAGGCAGCUUGUUCCAAAUGUGUGGUGGAUCUAAUGGAUCAGCCAGCCCCAGACCUGUCCACAUUGCCAUCCUGCCUUUGCUCAUGGUGUCUCUCUCCGCCCUACUUACCUGGAUCUUCUAG